This is a messenger RNA of Danaus plexippus (monarch butterfly), 623 nucleotides long. RefSeq names its product protein KRTCAP2 homolog. The transcript is spliced from 4 exons. The coding region runs from base 146 to 541 and encodes 131 amino acids. NCBI's taxonomy places the organism in Eukaryota, Metazoa, Arthropoda, Insecta, Lepidoptera, Nymphalidae. The record is from RefSeq and is a predicted model, not a curated record.
ACCUACUUCCUAAAAAUUCAUUUGACAGUUAGUGACAACGUCUUAAGUUUAAUGUCAAGCUAUAACUGUCAAUGUAAUUAACCUUAAAUCGUCUAGCCGGUUAAGAGUAAAUAUAUUUAAUUCCAAACACAACAAAGAUCCAACUAUGGCUGUUAACAGUGCCACGUCCUUCGUGUUAUCGUCAAUUUUAGCGUUGUUGAUAUUUUCGGGAAUGCAGAUGUACAAGCCCUUAAUUACAAGAUCUCCACUAACAAUCAUAUUCGGAGGAUAUCUAGGAUCCCUUAUGUUCAUGUUCUUCGUUACAGCAGUUGGUAAUUUAGAAGCAACCUUGUUUGGGAAAAACUUUCAGUUAAAAUUACCUGAGAUAGUGUUGUCUAUGGUGAUAUCAUUGAUCGCAUCAGGGAUGGUGCAUAGGAUCUGUUUUACUACAUGCUUAAUCUUCUCCAUCAUCACUAUCUACUAUAUGAACAAACUGUCCCAGAAAACAUAUGUUGCACCAGUUGCUGCCCCCGUCCCAGUCAAAGGACGCAGACAUAAAUAGUUCUUAUAUGAAGCAUUCCAAAUUUUAUGAAUAAUAUUUCUAUGUAUGAUUUUUUAUGACUGAAAUAAAAUGUCAAAAAAUA